GUUUAUCAGAUUCCAAUCUCCCACCAUCUGCCAACUGUCCUCCCCUACCGCCGAAUCCCGCCAAAAUUACACAUCCACCAGCCACAUGGCCGGGUCUCAUUGGCCCUUAUCAAAAACCCUGGCUUCCAGCACUGCACAGAAGUCCCGCUCUGCCUUCAAGGCCCCACUUUCCACCACCAAUAAUUGAUCAUAUUCUCCUCUCUUCCUAAUCCUCUCUGUACUCAAGCUGGCACCACUGUCUCCUUCCUUCUACACUUGUUCUACUCUUCUUCUACUCCUUUCCAUCCCUCCCCUUUCCUCCCUUAAAUCCUUAAACCCUAACCCUAGUCUCCACCUCUUGUAAAUACCCAAAACCCUGUUUCCCAUUUUCUCCUUUAUAUUUAAACCAAACACCCAAUUCACUUCACUGACCACUCUGUUCAUCUCAAACCCAAACAAUAACCAUGUUGCUACUACAGUUCACUUCCAACUCCAUACCGAUCCUCUGCUUCCUCUUAUUGAUUCCGAUCAUGACCAUCACCUCCGAUUCAAAGCCGCCCCCGUCGGUCUACGAAGUCCUCCGCGCACAUGGUCUUCCGAUGGGGCUGCUCCCCAAGGGAGUGACCAAGUUCGAAAUCGACGAGGGCGGCAGGUUCCAGGUCCACCUGGAUCAGGCUUGCAAUGCCAAGUUCGAGAGUGAAUUGCAUUACGACCGGAACGUGUCGGGUACUCUCAGCUACGGCCGGAUCGGAGCUUUGUCGGGUAUUUCGGCGCAGGAGCUUUUCCUCUGGUUUCCGGUGAAGGGUAUCCGGGUGGAUGUGCCCAGCUCCGGUAUCAUUUACUUCGAUGUAGGCGUUGUUUAUAAGCAAUUCUCGCUUUCGCUAUUCGAAACGCCGCCGGAUUGUACUGCCGCCACCGCCGAUGUCGAUGGCGGCAGGCUCAUCGUUGACGCCGUUUCCAAGAGUAAUUCGGGAAAACUGCGGUAUGGUCUUGAUCAAGAGCAACAUUUUGGGAGAGGUUUUGUGUAGAAAUUUUGGGGGAGAAAUGUGAUAAAGAAUUGUGGGUUAUACAAAGAGAGUCUGGGAUGGGUUAGUGUGUUUUAAAUUUUUAAAGGCCGGUGAAUUCGAUUUGAACCAGAGAUUGGACGAGGCAGAGAGAGGUGUGUUACAAAAGAUAUGAAGACCAAAUUCAGGUAAAAACCUUGAAGGGCUCUGUUUCCAUUGUCAGAGAGGUUUGAACAGAGGUUCUGUUCCACAAGUUCUUUCCAAAGUUUGCUUUGCUUUGUAUUUCUGGUUUACUCUGACAGGUUCUGGGGUUUUGGGUUUUUGCUUCUCUUUUUCUCCUUGUCAUAGCCUCGUAGGCUUGUUCUUAUUUGCUUUCCACGUUUUCGUUUGUUUGAUUCUGUUGCUAUCCUAUUAUCUAGUAGUAGAGUUGGAGACUAACAGUGUAGGGAUUCAUGCGACUGCAACUUAACAAACUCAUAAGCUUCAGGCUGAAGUGUGUGUAUUGAGUUCUGGACCACAUACUCUGAGACUGGUCAAACAAUUUACUGAGAUGUUGGUGUGGCUUUCUUGCAUUUCCAAUAUGCACAUUUCAUUUUAUGACCAUAGUGAUCCCGAGUUUAUGAAAAAUCUAGAGACUUGCGCGAUUAGAACACAGAAGCUCUCAUCAACACCGGAGCAAUAGAACUCAGGCGUUUUGAGUUUAUAAGUCGAUGCCGGUCGUCAUGUGUAAUAACAAAAUUACGGGUUUUCUUUAACACCAAAUCCAAGCCGACGGACAAAGAUUACAGUAACGUCUCGAUUCACAGCCCUCUUCAACUCGAAAGUUAAUUUCGCUCAUGAUAUGAUUAAACAAGCCUGCUUCCUUGUGUUAGCGGAUAGCUUCGAAUCGCCUUCCACUUCUAUUGAAUCUCA
Messenger RNA from Fragaria vesca subsp. vesca, 1895 nucleotides. RefSeq lists its product as uncharacterized. The transcript has 3 exons. The record is from RefSeq and is a predicted model, not a curated record. NCBI's taxonomy places the organism in Eukaryota, Viridiplantae, Streptophyta, Magnoliopsida, Rosales, Rosaceae. The coding region runs from base 444 to 1007 and encodes 187 amino acids.